AAAGAGGGCUGUUGAAUGGUGCAGAUAAAGACGGGAAGCACAAGAAUGUUGUUGAUGCCCUUCAAGUGUUGACGAGAAUUGAGCUGUCACCUGAGCACCAUGAAUCUCCAUACUAUCAUGUCCUUGAACCAAAUGGAUAAUCUGAAGAAAGUGAUGCCAACCCAUUACUCUGUCCCCUCCCGGGUACCUAAUUUCUUGGGUGCUGAAUCAGUUGGUGAAUACUCAUUGUAUGGAAAAGAGUCACCUGCAGGUAUUCCUCCAUGUAUACAAAGAGAACAAGUCCUCAAUUCCCUUGAACAACUGAAUCUGUUUAAACACCAUAUUUUGAAUACAAGCCCUAUGUCCCACAAACCUUUCCCUAUGGGAUCUUAUGUCAUGAAUCCACAUGCCAUGUCUACCCAGUCUUCUAUGUUCCCUGCCGCUUUAUAUUCUCCAUCUUCGACCAGCUUUGAGACCCAUCAGCACCUUGGAAAUCCACUCUUUCUUCCACAAUACCCCCCGUGCGUUUCUCCUGCUAAUUCAUCAGAAUCUCCCCUGCUUUUGGGUGACGAUGUAGCUGAUAAAUAUGACAAAGAGAAUUCAGGGGACUUGAUGAAGGACUUCUUUGGCAUCCCGGAGGAAAGUUCUGAUCAAAGCUUGCAAGGUUUGGAUGCUGAGAAGGACAGUUUGACAUUAAUGGACCUGUUGGAUCUGCGAUAUUUGUCUGAAGAGCUAGACAUACCUGUAAGCAAGAAAGGGGAAAAUCCCAGUGUUGAUGAAAUAUGCCAAGCACCAAACUUUUCAUCAAUCCCACCCCAAAGCCAACCACACGCUUUGGUCCCGCCUAUGGAUAAUCAGGUUCCCGAGGCUGCAGCUGCCCAGAAGCAAAGAAUAAGGUGGACACCCGAGCUCCAUGAGCUUUUCUUAGAUGCAGUCAGCAAACUUGGUGGCCCUGACAAGGCAACUCCAAAGGGUAUAUUGAGGCUUAUGAAUGUUGAAGGUUUAAACAUAUGCCAUGUGAAGAGCCACUUGCAGAAAUACCGACUAGCCAAGGCUGUGCCAGAGAUGAAACAAGACAAGAAGGCUUCCAGCUCUGAAGAAAGGAAGGUAGCUACAAAGACUGAUGAGAGGGAGACGCCUAUAGAAAGGGCAAUGCAAGUCACAGAAGCUUUGCGCGUACAAGUCGAAGUUCAGAAAAUACUUCAUGAACAGCUCAAGCUUCAAAAGGCCCUCCAGCUCAAUUUGGAGCAAAACGGAGAGUACUUGCGAAGGAUUUUGGAAGAGCAACAUAAAGCUGGUGUGGCCUUGCCAUCAUUGAUGGGCUCCCAUUCGAACCCUCAACCGAUUCCUCUUUCUUCAACCGAUGGUGCAUCCUCACCAAAACAAUACGACUUUGAAGUUGACUGCUUUCCAUCUCUACUGUCAAAGCAUAAAGCCUCUCACACUACUGAAUCAGAGCAGCCAAGAUGUCAUAAAAAACCCCGGCGAUCAAGCAGUGUGGAAAUAAUUUGCAUCGAUUCUCCGGCCGAAAGUGUGGAAGGCUGAUAGUUCACUACCCAUAAAAUCUCUAUAUCAUGAUUGAAACCCUUUGUGAUUAUUUGCAAGUAUCGGCUUGUAUAUAUGCCUUUAUUCUGGAGCCAAGAAUCAGGAUUGCCUUGGGCUUCUUAUCCCUUUUGGCUGGAAUAUGCCAU
Messenger RNA from Vitis riparia (riverbank grape), 1670 nucleotides. Its product is annotated as myb family transcription factor PHL6-like. Gene Ontology annotation, molecular function: DNA-binding transcription factor activity; DNA binding. Bases 100 to 1524 code for a protein of 474 amino acids. The record is from RefSeq and is a predicted model, not a curated record. The transcript is spliced from 8 exons. Lineage: Eukaryota; Viridiplantae; Streptophyta; Magnoliopsida; Vitales; Vitaceae.